Naegleria fowleri is the source of this 1596-nucleotide messenger RNA. RefSeq lists its product as uncharacterized. The record is from RefSeq and is a predicted model, not a curated record. Lineage: Eukaryota; Heterolobosea; Eutetramitea; Acrasida; Naegleriidae. The transcript has a single exon. The coding region runs from base 1 to 1596 and encodes 531 amino acids.
AUGUAUUCAUCAGGAGCUUACUCAAUCAAUUCUUCUGCAGGAUGGCCCUCUUCUUUUCUAGGUGGAUCUACUCCUGUUUUUGGCAAACGGUUUCUUUCUCUUUUCUGGAGCAUUUCAUUGGAUGAUGGUAUCAUUUGUUUCAUUUCCUUUUUGUUGGAUAAAUUAUAUCGAAGGCAAUCCCGAAAUCAAUACUUGAUGAGAUAUGAAAAAUUAGCCGAGAUUUUGAGAAGAGAUUUAUGUAAUUAUUUAAACCAUGAAAUUGGAGAAUUGAAAAUUUCUUUUAAUUCUACAAAUCAGGAAAUUAGAAUCAAAAAGAACAAUUUGGAACAUUUUGAAAAUUAUGAUCAUGAAAAUUACUAUUGGAAAGAUUUUUUAAAUUUGCGAGAAAGAAAGCAGUAUUUAAAUGAAAUUAUUGAAACAGCUAUUCAGUUAAGAAGAAUGGAAAAUGAUGAUCAUAUAGAUACUUUGAACAUGAUUAAAAGAAAGUCGUUCAGAAUUAUUCAUCUCAUUGUUUCUGGAUUCUACUAUACAUUUUUCAAUGCAUUCAACGUAGAAUCCAUUGGAAAUUUAUUUAUGAUGUUAAAAACGUCGAACAUCAGAAGGUUGCAACAAAUUCCAAAUAGUUCUACUCCACCUAUAUCAGACAUUCCUUGGAUUUCUCAAGUGAUCAAGGCGAUAUUGAGAUCUGUCUCUGUGUUUUACCUCUAUGAUUUACUUGAUUCGAUCAUUGGACAGUUAUUUACUAUUGCCAAAACCAAUUCCAGAACAGAGCGUGAACGAGAAAUCGCUAAAUAUCAUGGAGCUGAUAGUUCAAUUGGAAACAAUAUUUUUAUUACUCCACACAUACAAAGAAAUGAAGAAUUGCAACCAAUUUUCAAUCGAUCUGAGAAAAUUUAUGAGCUGCAGCUUAAACUUGCUAACAUUUUAACCACAUUGUCAUUAUGCUCUGCAGGCACAAAAGACCCAAAUUUAUCAAACUCUAUUCAAAAACUGGUUGAAGAAACAAAACUGAGUUUUAAAAAAGUAAUCGGAACUCUCGAAAAGGUGGAUGAAUGGGCGUGUAAAUAUAACAGUCACAACCUUAUCAAAGAAGAUUUGAAAAUUGUGACAGAAGAUUUGGUGGAUUCACCUGAAACCUUGUCAUACACUCUUCUCACACAAACACGAGAAUUGUUAUCUGUUUUUAAAGAAACCAUUAACAACAUGAACAAUGCUGUAAAAGAAGUUGUAGGAACACCUUCUGGAAAGCCUGCAGAACUUGAUAAGGAGGAUCAGCCUAAAAAGGUUAAGAAAGAAAAAUCUUCAAAAAAGAAGAACCUUAUUGUUGAAAAAACAAUCAAUGAAUAUCGAGAAGUGUUGAAACAAUUUGAUGUUCAAUGCAACAAGAUGUCAACUCUAGCAUCUUCUCCUCCAAGCAGUGACAUUCUUAGUACUCCAUUCUAUAGAAGAGAAUCUUCCUUAAAUGAUAGAUUACAGGUGUUUUUUAUGAAUUUACCAAUUCGGACAUUAUUGGUGUACAUUAUGGAUCUAAUUCUCAUGUAUUACAGUGGCACAACAACGGAUUUGAUACCACAUGAUAUGCAAAGGAAACCUUAG